AGACGCAGCAUGGUGUUGUCAUCGUCGGUGCAGGCGUUGGAGGGCUUACCAUGGCCAUUGCGCUGAGGGAGAAGCUGGGCUACAAUGACUUCGUAAUUUUCGACAGAGAAUCAGAUGUGGGUGGUACAUGGAGGGUCAAUACAUAUCCUGGUUGUGCCUCAGAUAUAUGGGUACAUUGGUAUUCCAUGUCGACCGACCUCAACCCGGAUUGGAGCCACUCCUUCGCCACCCAACCAGAACUCGAAAAGUAUCUCCUCAAUGUAACCUCAAAGCACUCGCUCCGACCCCACUGCGUCUUCGAUACCUCCGUCGUCGCGGCUGAAUGGGAUCCUUCCAGGAAGCACUAUCUCAUCGUGACCGAGGACGUUCGAACCCACAAGCGGAGGUACACUACGGCGAAGGUCUUGGUGUCUGCCAUCGGGAUCCUGUGCGAGAGGUUCGUGCCGAGGAUUGAAGGGAUCGACAUGUUCACAGGAACGCUUUUCCACUCGGCAAAGUGGAACCACGAUGUCAGCCUGCAGGGAAAACGGGUGGCCGUUAUAGGGAACGGAUGUUCCGCUGCGCAAAUCAUACCGGUGAUCUCAGAAGACCCUUCCGUCCAAGUUGUCAAUUUCUGUCGAACACGCAUGUGGUAUCUCGCCCGCCCCGGACAAGGAGCUUACUCUAACCUCUCCAAAUGGCUGUUCUCAACUUUCCCAAUUAUCAUGAAACUCCAUAGGUUCUGGGUCUAUUUAAGCUAUGACAUCCAGGCGGUAAUCACGCGUCAAUCUCUCGUCAGCAGAUACCUCGCCUGGGUAAUGACGCGCCAUGUACGGGCCACAGUGCCACCUGUGUAUCACGACAAUCUCAUUCCAGACUACGUUCCCGGCUGUAAACGCUUGGUUCUCGACGCUGGAUAUCUCUCGUCACUCCGCCGACCCAACAACUCCAUGAACUGGGACGGUAUCGAGAGGAUCACCGAGCAAGGCAUUGUUACAAAGAAAGGGGAGCAUAUGCCUUUUGAUGUUAUCGUCUUAGCCACUGGCUUCAUCACGGAUAAAUACGCGCUUCCCGUACGAGGACGUACUCGCCAAACAGUCGACGAGUACUACGGUUCGAAAGGUGGUCCGACAGCCUAUAUGGGCACCGCCGUCCCCGGUUUCCCCAAUCUCGUUCUUUUGUCUGGACCCAACACGACGACCGGCCACAACUCCGUCAUAUUCUCCGAAGAGAUUCAGGUCAAAUACGCUCUCCAACUCCUGAAACCCAUACUCUCCGGCUCCCUUUCUUCCUUCGAAGUCACCGCCGACGCCACAGACUCCUACAAUGAUCUCCUCCAAUCAAGUCUCGAAGGUUCUGUGUGGACGCAAUGCGACUCAUGGUACCGCGCCGGGACGGAAGGCAAGAUUUUCAGUACUUUCCCGGGACCUCUCGCGAAGUAUUGGUGGUGGCUCAGGCGGCCCAGGUGGAAUGACUACGUCUUCGAAGGGAAGGACAAGACGAGUUGGUUGAGGCGGAAGAGGAUUGGGGAGGCGGUGAGGACGGUUGUGAAGGCGGGAACUGUGGCGGGAUCGGCGUGGGUGGCGCUGAAGAUGAUACGGCAGACGGAAGUUGGAAGUCAGCUGGCGAGCUUGUCGAUGCUAUAAUAGAGGGUGGUCGCUUGUUUUCCUUGUAACGUGUAUUGUUGGUUAUCCUGUGCUAUCUUCAUUGUUCUUUUUCGUCGCUCUUUCCUUCUCAUCUCCUGUACGACAACGAAUAUAAC
Molecule: messenger RNA, 1741 nt
Organism: Stereum hirsutum FP-91666 SS1
Lineage: Eukaryota; Fungi; Basidiomycota; Agaricomycetes; Russulales; Stereaceae
Product: FAD/NAD-P-binding domain-containing protein
Exons: 15
Coding region: 51-1625 (524 amino acids)
Molecular function (GO): flavin adenine dinucleotide binding; NADP binding; N,N-dimethylaniline monooxygenase activity
Source: RefSeq, a predicted model, not a curated record